AUGACGAUCUCCACAUUACAGCUGCUAAUCCCACACAACUCCCGAUUAUGGGAAAGACACCACAUUAGAUACAUCACACAACUAAUACAGGGAAGGACAAUCAUACCCUUCCAACAGCUCCAAGAGGUUUAUAACUUCCCGAACACAGCUGAAUUCUCAUAUUUCCAAGUAAGGGCAUGGCUCCUCAAACACUAUGAACCAACCAUGAAACAUGUAAAUGAGCAGCGGCUGACGGCCUUCGAACGGUUGACAACACAGAUGCCAGCUAAGAAAACGAUUUCGCUACUAUACACAUGUCUAACUAACGAUGCGAGUAUCAAAACACAGCCAUUCAUUCGAGCCUGGGAGUGCGAGCUUAACCUCAACCUCCCUGACAAAACAUAG
This is a messenger RNA of Pelobates cultripes (western spadefoot toad), 384 nucleotides long. Lineage: Eukaryota; Metazoa; Chordata; Amphibia; Anura; Pelobatidae. The record is from the annotation of a GenBank genome assembly.